Molecule: messenger RNA, 1173 nt
Organism: Lytechinus pictus (painted urchin)
Lineage: Eukaryota; Metazoa; Echinodermata; Echinoidea; Temnopleuroida; Toxopneustidae
Product: nose resistant to fluoxetine protein 6-like
Exons: 8
Coding region: 138-1079 (313 amino acids)
Molecular function (GO): acyltransferase activity, transferring groups other than amino-acyl groups
Source: RefSeq, a predicted model, not a curated record
UUUCAGCUGAUAUAUUGUGGGUGUACACCGGUCCCGCUAAAUGGUUUACAAGUCAAGUUAUAUACAGUGCUUACGUCGCCUUAGAUACAUUCUUUUUCCUGGGCGGUCUCCUUGUUGCCUAUACAGGGUUCAAAUACAUGGCAAAGUCUGUUGGAAGAGUGAACUGGUUAAUUGCAAUAGUUCAUCGUUAUCUCAGAAUAACACCGGCAAUGGCCGUCAUGAUUCUUUUAUACACCUUUGUGUACCCGUAUCUUGGUGAGGGACCUUUCUGGCAUUUACGAGUCCAAGAUACCCUAGCCUGUUACGAUUGGUGGUGGACCAACUUCCUUUACAUCAACAAUUUCGUGCCAUCGAAUACAUCCUCCGGGUGCUUAUCCUGGUCAUGGUAUCUUGCCACGGACAUGCAGCUAUUUCUGCUUUCAAUCAUCCUCAUCGUUCUCAUCUGGUGGUUUCCAGUUAUUGGCAUCUUUGUAUUAUGUCUUCUGACAGUCACCAGUAUCAUCAUACGUGCUGUUCUCUUUUCUGUGAGGGAGUACCAAGCAACUCAAUUUGCCAAUGCACUAGUCGGUCAUCAUGGUGAUAUGUCCAUGUUCAUCUUCUCUGUAAAGCCUUAUGCUAAUGCCACGCCAUACUUGAUCGGUAUUGCCAUGGGAUAUAUUCUGCAUAUACUAAAGAACAAAAGAGUUCCAAGAUUGCAUGUGAUCAUAGUUGUACUUGGUUGGUUGACAUCCUUUGCCAUUGGAAUGUCCCUGGUGUAUGGUCUGUAUAGUAUUUUCGAUCACCCAGGGAUGGAGCUCGUUCCUCUGGACAAGACUCUUAAUGUUCUGUAUGGCAGCAUCGGCAAACUUGCCUGGACAUUGGCUAUGUCCUGGGUAGUCUUCUCCUGUCAUCAUGGCUACGGAGGUGUGAUAAAUCGAUUUCUUUCCUGGAGAUUGUGGAUCCCUUUGUCUCGAUUGACGUUCUGUGCGUAUCUACUACAUCCUGCUAUUAUUUAUCUCUUCACUGGAACCGUUACAACGAGCUACAAUGUAACCGUCAUCGAUCAGGUAGGCCAGUGUACAGCAUGGUUUACCAAGUAAACUUACUGAUUGAAAAGAAAAUAAUGAAUUGUAAUAUAUGGAACAACCUAUUUUCAUUUAACCAUUGGUGUCGAUGACUGACAUGUAUUUUGUU